AUACCGCCCCCGUGCAGCGGCUUCCCUCACAGGCAGCACGCACCGCAGCAAAGUCCGAAAAUGGAGAGCUCAGUCCAGAGCUGGUGGGUGCUUCCCCUCACCUUGCUCCCGGCCAUCUCCGGCGGCCAGCACGACGGCACCACCACCACACUCGCCGCCGUGGCCACCAGCUUCGCCUACCUCGCCGUCCUCGCGUGCCUCGCGUGGGCGGCCGCCGCGCUGCUCUACUGGGCGCACCCGGGCGGGCCUGCAUGGGGCCGGUACUGGCGGGGCAGGGGCCAGGGCGCGGGGCUACGACGUGCCAUCCCGGGCCCGAAGGGGCUCCCCGUCGUCGGCAGCCUGGGGCUCAUGUCCGGGCUGGCGCACCGCUCGCUGGCCGCCGAGGCGGCGCGCCGGCCCGGGGCCAAGCGGCUCAUGGCGCUGUCGCUCGGCCCCGUCCGCGCCGUCGUCGCGUCCCACCCGGACGUCGCCAAGGAGAUCCUCGACAACCCGGCCUUCGCCGCGCGCCCGCUCAACCACGCCGCCUACGGCCUCAUGUUCCACCGCUCCAUCGGCUUCGCCGAGCACGGGCCCUACUGGCGCGCGCUCCGCCGCGUCGCGUCGGGCCACCUGUUCGGCCCGAGGCAGGUCGACGCCUUCACGCCGUACCGCGCGCGCGUCGCCGGCGACGUGGUCGCGGCGCUGCGCGGCGCCGGGGCGGGCGUGGUGGAGCUGCGCGGGGUCCUCCGCCGCGCCUCGCUCUACUACAUCAUGCGGUUCGUGUUCGGCAAGGAGUACGACGUGUCGGCGCCGCAGUCGUCGUCCGGCGAGGUGGAGGAGCUGCUGGAGAUGGUGCACGAAGGGUACGAGCUCCUGGGGAAGGAGAACUGGUGCGACUACUUCCCGGGGCUGGCCGCCGUCGACCCGCAGGGCAUCGGGGCCCGGUGCGCCGAGCUCAUGCCGCGGGUGAACCGCUUCGUGCACGGCAUCAUCCGGGAGCACCGCGCCAAGGCGACGACCGCCGCCGGCGGAGGAGAGGUGCCGCGCGACUUCGUCGAUAUAUUGCUUUCCCUGCAGGACAGCGAGGGGCUCGCCGACGCCGACAUCGCCGCAGUGCUCUGGGAGAUGAUCUUCAGGGGAACGGACGCCAUGGCGGUGCUGAUGGAGUGGGCCAUGGCGCGGCUCGUGCUCCACCGCGACGUGCAGGCCAAGGUGCACCGCGAGCUCGACGAGGUGGUCGGCCGGAGCAGCCCGGUCGCCGAGCCGUCCCUGCCGGCGCUGCCGUACCUGCAGGCGCUGAUCAAGGAGGCCCUCCGCGUGCACCCACCGGGGCCGCUGCUGUCGUGGCGCCACAGGGCGAUCACCGACACGUACGUGGACGGCCACCUCGUCCCCGCCGGCACGACCGCCAUGGUGAACCAGUGGGCCAUGAGCCGCGACCCGGAGGUGUGGGACGCGCCGCUCGAGUUCCGGCCCGAGCGGUUCCUGGCCGGCGGCGAGGCCCCGGACGUGUCCGUGCUCGGCGCCGACGGCCGGCUCGUGCCGUUCGGGUCCGGCCGGAGGAGCUGCCCGGGCAAGUCCCUGGCCAUGACCACCGUGACCGCCUGGAUGGCCACCCUGCUGCACGAGUUCGAGUGGGCGCCGGCGGCGCCCGGCGUCGACCUGUCGGAGGUGCUCCGCCUGUCGUGCGAGAUGGCGGCGCCGCUCCAGGUCCGGGUGCGCCCGAGGCGCGACGCGUGAUGUGCUCGUCGCGGUCGCGCCAUGGCCGGCCGAUCGACCCCACCCACCGUCCCUACUACAGUAAGUAGUUCGUAGCCCGUGACCCCGUGCUUCACGAAAGUGAAUAAUUAAAGCUGCCGGCGUAAAAUGUACGUGCGCCGAGCGCGGCUCAGUGUUGAGUUUCUUUCUAACGUGUGUGAUGUCUGUGCUAUGUAAUGUAACCCAUCAGGUGUGAGCGUGAGAGUGACUCAGUGAGGUUCCACAUGGUGUACAAAAUUGCAGAACAAAAAUCUAUAAGAGAUUGUGUGUGGAGUGUGCAAUAGUACACCGUUGCUUGUCGUGUGUAAA
Aegilops tauschii subsp. strangulata is the source of this 2046-nucleotide messenger RNA. RefSeq names its product cytochrome P450 78A6. Lineage: Eukaryota; Viridiplantae; Streptophyta; Magnoliopsida; Poales; Poaceae. Gene Ontology annotation, molecular function: monooxygenase activity; iron ion binding; oxidoreductase activity, acting on paired donors, with incorporation or reduction of molecular oxygen. The record is from RefSeq and is a predicted model, not a curated record.